Aspergillus fijiensis CBS 313.89 is the source of this 417-nucleotide messenger RNA. RefSeq names its product import motor complex subunit PAM16. The transcript has 2 exons. The coding region runs from base 1 to 417 and encodes 138 amino acids. Gene Ontology annotation, cellular component: TIM23 mitochondrial import inner membrane translocase complex. Gene Ontology annotation, biological process: protein import into mitochondrial matrix. Lineage: Eukaryota; Fungi; Ascomycota; Eurotiomycetes; Eurotiales; Aspergillaceae. The record is from RefSeq and is a predicted model, not a curated record.
AUGAGCCGUAUUGCCCAUCGCAUCGUCACCCAAGUUGUCGUUACGGGCGCCCGCGUCUUCGGUCGCGCCUUCGCCGAAGCCUACAAGCAAGCUCAGGCCUCCUCCAAGUACGCUGCCCAGACAGGCAAGAAAGUGGGCGGCGGGGCCGCUUCUGGGUUGACCCUCGACGAAGCCUGCAAGAUUCUCAAUGUCAAACCCCCACAGGGUGGUGAGGCCAACCUGGAGCAGGUGAUGGAGCGCUUCAAGAAAUUGUUCGACAUGAACGAUCCUCAGAAGGGCGGAAGCUUUUACCUCCAGAGCAAGAUUCUUCGUGCCCGUGAGCGGUUAGAGAUGGAGGUCCGACAAGCAGAGCGCCAUGCCGCCCAGGAGAAGGAACUGCAGGAGGGAUGGAAGCCGAAGGUGUAUAAGGAUCGGUGA